Molecule: messenger RNA, 2367 nt
Organism: Musa acuminata AAA Group (dessert banana)
Lineage: Eukaryota; Viridiplantae; Streptophyta; Magnoliopsida; Zingiberales; Musaceae
Exons: 3
Coding region: 369-656 (95 amino acids)
Source: RefSeq, a predicted model, not a curated record
UCCAAUCCAAUCCCAUAUCUCUUUGAUGGUGUCAAGUAUCCUGCACCACAAGACAACAUACAUACACUAAAUAUGACUGCAUUACCACAUGAAGUGCCAUGAUUACUAAAUUUCUCCCUGCAAAAAAUGAUCAAUAAUGGAGUUUAUGCAGCUUUUAAUUAAUUAGUCGUCGGCAGUACAAUAGGAAAUAAUAUUAUAGAAGAGUGCAGGUCAGUGGAGGAAGAAGACUUGUUCAAGUUUGUGAAUAGUCAGUCUUGCUGCUCCAUGUCAGUAUAAAUAGACCAUGCAAGGAUACCAGCACCCUCACUUCAUGUGUUGGGUGACCGCCACAAGAAAGGUACCAGGGAAGCAGAGAGUAUCUGGUGGCAAUGGGAGAUCAGAACACUGAGCUCUACUUUGUCUUCAUGAACUUUGAUCCAGAGUACGAGAGUCUGCGUGCAGAUCGGUCAAAGGAAGGCGUGGAGGAGCUCGACACUUACCUGAGUCACAAGCAUGACCAGCUACUGGCAAAGCUUCUCCCACCAAACUCCUACAGGAAGAAGUCCUCUCUGGCAAUUGUUGAUGGCUUCUCAGUGGAGAUAACCAAAAAGCAGGCAGCCAUUCUCAGAUCUGCAAACGAGGUGAGGGUGGUUGAGAAGAACCAAGAGCUUGCUUGACUGCAGGAGAUGCGUCUUCAAGCUUGGAAUGAAUAAUACAGUUGACUGUACCAAAUACGAGUGUAGUAAACUCAGUCCAGAGCUGCCAGGAAAUUUCAUGAGACUCUGUUUUUGAAGUCAGGCUCUAUGUGGUUUUCAUAGUUUGACUUUGGAAAGCUUUUAUUUUGUAUGGAAGCCCAAAAAGUCUAACAUGAUUUAAAUAAAAAAAAAACUCAUCUUGUGGCUAAUGUUUUUGAGACUCAGAUCAGAUUAUCUUUUGGAGCAAAGCUAUUGGGAAUAUGAGAGAUGCUUUGACCACUAGCAGUUUACUAAUAACAAAAACUGCACAUUACCUAAACAGCAAUACUGUAAUACCUACAGUUGACUCAAGGCAGUUUACUAGUAGUAUCUGUCCUUUGUACAAUCCUCAGGGAACAAGGGAAGUCAUGUACUCAGCCCUUAAACUCAGUGACCAAUUAAUAAGCAAAUGUCAGAAGCUGGUGUCCAGUUUACUUGCACUGAACUGGUCAUCAAAUAGCUUAUUCCAUCACUUGAGAGAGUAGAUAACUUGCCCAUCACUCGAGUGUUUGAAUAGGUGAUAUAUGAAUUGCACAAGAAGGUGUACAACUACAGAUGAUGAUGCAUUUGUAGUGGUGCAUUAGUCUCAGAAACAGCAGCAAAUGCUCAGUGGUCAGAUAUCCAGAUAAAAGUAUCUGCAGUGCACACACACAAGAUGAUCCUUAUGGUUGACCAAUAUGCAUCAUGCAGUAGUUGCUAAUUGUAAACCAACAAUGCUGGCAAUGCAAAGAUGCCAUGAGUACACUUUCCAUAAGUUCAAGCAGAGUUAGCAAGAUAAGCAAGUUUAAUAAUCUCAUCCCUGGAUGUGAUUCUCUGGAAUAAACCAAACCGAAACAGUGCAAGUGUAAACAGCCUUGCCAGUUUCAUCAUUCAUCCACUUGCAACCCAGAGAGAAGAAAGUCAACCACUAGCAAUGAGCUGAUGACACUGGACUAAGUAUUGGGUAGUUCUACUACUAAAUAACUUGGGAAGAUCAGAUACUUUUAUUGUUUGCCCAGUUUGUCCAUGCAUAGUAGUAAACAGUAGUCACCAAUAAGCUGGGGUCUCCUGGUGUUUGAGAGUCCCCACUGCCCUGAAGGGAGACACAAGUUAAGAGUCCCUUGUAGACUGUGAAAGACAAUGGAGAUACUAUUGAUCUGGAUGACAUGAUCUUACAUGUAAGAUUCCAGGUUUUUGUUCUAGCACAUUCUUCAGUACAAGUUUUUCACCAAUGAAAAUAUGUUGGUUCUCUGACUACAGUUGAUAACAGUAAAUUUCUCAUAUAAGAUGAUGAAAGAAAUAUGUGGCAAAAUAAAGUGAAAAAAAGACUAGUGGUUAACUGGUUAUUGCCAAGACAGUGGGAAGCAAACCCUGCUACAUUGGUAUCACAAUCAUUAUGAAUAUAGCUACAUGAACCAGCAGUCUAGAAACAGGAAUGGAUCUGUAUCAGAGACCACUAGGAGCUAAGAGUUGAAUAAGCGUGUGGGGCUAUACAAAUAUGUAUAUCUCUGGACGUGUUAGAUGAAACAUAGUCAUAUCUGUAGCAUGCACAUAGGAUGUGUCAAAAUUUUACUGGGCAUGAAAGUUGAAAUCAUGAUACUACAUUGAAAAAUUUCUUCUAAAGAAAGCUCAUUGGGUUUGUUAAGAAAAUACAAACACCAAGGAUAAGAAGACA